Hyalella azteca is the source of this 1285-nucleotide messenger RNA. RefSeq lists its product as uncharacterized. Bases 2 to 1285 code for a protein of 427 amino acids. Lineage: Eukaryota; Metazoa; Arthropoda; Malacostraca; Amphipoda; Hyalellidae. The record is from RefSeq and is a predicted model, not a curated record. The transcript has 5 exons. Gene Ontology annotation, molecular function: protein binding.
GAUGGCUAAAAUGAACGACAUAGCGUGGAUAUUUCCGUGCCUGGUUUGUCUGGCAGGAACCAGCGUUUUUCCAGCUGACGGAGUAGCCGGUCUUCCGACUUCUGGAAAAACUAUUGGUCAUACCAAGGUCCAGGCCGUAGAUGCUAACUUUACGGUAACGACGCGAUAUGCAACAGCACUUGAAGUUCAAUGGGAAGUGUAUCCGAAUGAUGAAAUUCAGUAUUGCAGCUUGGACAUCAUUCACGGGUCAACGCUAGAUACACGAGAUUGUUUGCAAGCGACUACAAAAAUGGCUGAAAAGUCCGCUGAUUCCGUGCUCGAUUAUUCGAAAAAAUACGGCAAAAAUAAUGCCAUUGCUUCAAAAUUUAAUGGAGAAGCCUUUUCUCCGUUGAAUUUACAGAGUAAAUUAAACGGCAAGAAUUUCUGGUACGAAAAAGAAGUUGAAAGAGACACAAGCUUUAUGGACCAGCUGGACGAAGGUCGAGGAAAUUCGGUCGUGUUCUACAACAUCACGGGUUUGGAUGUCUGUACUCCAUAUGACCUGGAGCUCACCAUAAUUCCCCUGGGAUAUGAAACAGAUUCAUAUUACUACGAAGGCGCGCUAGAGAAGGAAUAUACAGGACCUGAUGAAACUCUGCCUCCGAAGCAACUGUCCUGUUCGAUCAGUGAACAAAAUGAAGAUAUCUGGAUUUUCUCGUGGCAAGACCCAAUGAACGACUGCCCAACGUCGAAGUUCAAUGUUUCCUGGACCGCCCAGAGUCGCUGGAGUUCAGAUUUUGCCGGCUCAGGACUGCCAAUUAUAACAACAGAACAUAAAAUAGAAUUCAGCGACUAUCUACCGUAUGCAGAUUACUUUUUUUCAGUGUCCGCUGUCCAUUAUAAUGUCACAAGCGACAAUGGAACUACUGUAUGUACAUCGCCAGAGAGAGCACCAAGUGCACCUCAAAACGUGAGAGCCACGGACUACGAUCAGACUUCUUUGCUGGUGGAGUGGGACGCCCCGGUAGCUGCGAAUGGCAUCAUAAAAAGUUACGUCGUAUUCAUGAAUAACUCAAAAGAAAGCAUCUCUGUUGAUGUGAUUUCCCAAGACACGUUUUACGAAGCAACAGGACUCGAAUCCUGCCUCAACUACUCCAUCGAAGUGGUGGCUGUUAACGGGGCUGGAUAUGGACCGCCCAGCGACAUGAUUACGCACUUUUUCAAGGCUGAAGGUAAAAAUCGAUUGUUAUAUCAGUCAAUCAAUUCAAUUGGAUCAAAUUUAUUCAUAUUCUCUGUUCAAAUUUAG